This is a messenger RNA of Cornus florida, 2393 nucleotides long. Its product is annotated as F-box/LRR-repeat protein At3g58900-like. The transcript is spliced from 7 exons. NCBI's taxonomy places the organism in Eukaryota, Viridiplantae, Streptophyta, Magnoliopsida, Cornales, Cornaceae. The coding region runs from base 724 to 2178 and encodes 484 amino acids. Gene Ontology annotation, molecular function: protein binding. The record is from RefSeq and is a predicted model, not a curated record.
GUUGGUUUAUUGUCCUUUACUCUUUAAAUUAUUAAGAAAACAUUAUGUACUAGCUGAAAGUUUCUUUUUUUUUUCUUAUUUAAAAAAAUACUAGUAACAUAUUUAAAAUGACCUUGUUUCAACUACUAAGAGAAAAACAAACCUUCAAAUGCAUUUUUUUCUUGUUGUGAGGGGCAAUUUCGUCCCAUAAAAGGAUUUUUUAUUUUUUUUUUACUGUGGUGCAGUGUUGCAAUAACCAAAAUACUUAGGUAGUUUUAUGGCAACUUCUUUUUUAGAGGGGAGUUUUGACAAAAAUUAAAACUAAAAGGGGUUUUAUGCAAUUUCCCCAAAAUACACAGAAUAAUAUCUUUGUACUCCGUAUCCAAUUGACGCAAAGUCUCUGACCAAACUAGGAUUAACGAGAUAAGAUCGCAAAGUCUGUUGUGCUGGAAAUUUCAGAUCGGCAUAGAAGAAGAUAAUAUUGGCGAAGGGGAAGACCAUAUUGUAUCUAUUCAUACUUCAUAGCAUGUUGUAUCUCUGCAGAUGUGUGCGAAAGCAAAUAAGGGCAGAUCUCUGAAUGAUCGUAGCAAGCAAGCAAGCAUAUUGUUAUCUAAAUUGUGAAGAAUUGGCCUGAAUUUUGUCGGGGCAUGAUAAUCUUAUUUGUAGUGAAAUAAAUUAUUUAUUCACAACUGUAUCGUUAAAACGAGGAAGAUAGUACAAAGAACAUCUUCUUUCAAGCAACAAAUGAGAGGAGAGCAUAUGAAGGAUGGAAUCAGUGGAUUGCCUGACGAAAUCCUCAUUACCAUCCUGUCUCUUUUAACGCUCAGGGAAGCUGCAUGUACUAGUAUUCUCUCAAGCAGAUGGAGAUAUUUAUGGAGAUAUAUAACUGUUAUUUUCAAUUUCGAUUCAAAGACGUUACUAAGAGCUCCUGUAGAUAAUGUUACUUCAUCAUCUGAACGUGAACGUGAACGUGAACGUGAAUGUGACCGUGAACGUGACCGUUUACCCAUACAUAUACGUGAACGUGAACGUAAACGUGAACUUGUACGUGAACAAGAAAAAAGGCGUACUAAGUAUGUAAGUUGUGUGAAUAAAGUCUUGAAAUUGCAUCUUGGCUCCUCUAUAGAUGAAAUGAGGAUUUCUUUUAAUUUCGCUGAGAACUACCCUCGUGAUAUCGAUGAUUGGAUCAAGUUUGCAAUGGAAAAGAGAGUUCAAAGGUUUGAAUUCAAUGUGUUUGCUGAGACUAUACCCACUCGUGGGCGUCAAUAUUAUGAUUUUCCAAGCAUGGAAAACUUCAAAUUCUUAUUUAGGAAUUCACGCAGUCAUAUUGGUUCUGCAGCUGGCUUUAGUUCCUUGACAGCCCUUCGUUUGGUUGGUGUUAAUAUCAUGGAGGAGGUGCUUGAGAAUUUCCUAUCCAACUGUCCAUUUCUUGAACAAUUAUACAUUGUGGGUACAACAUGUCUAGUGAAUCUAAAAAUUGCUGGCUCUUCACUCAAAUUGAAGUGCUUAGAGAUAUCUCACUGCCACUGUUUGAAAAUUUUGGAAAUUUCUGCAGCAAAUCUUGUUUCAUUCACCUACUUGGGACAAGAUAUAAGUGUGCCUUUUAAAAACGUUCCUCUUCUCUCUGAGCUAUCUAUUGCAGGGCCAUUCUGUUCAUCCUUUGUUUUUGGAUCUUGCAAGCAUUCCAGCUAUAUUCCUCAAAUAGAAAAGCUCAAGUUAAAAGUGUUUUCUCAGGAGUUUUUUCGGUUCCCCAUAUAUUUUCGUGAGCUAGGUAAUCUCAAGCAUGUGGAAUUGUCUAUCACGGGGGGAUUUGCUGGUUGCAGCCUUCUUAGGUUUACUUCCGUGAUUAAGGCAUCUCCUAAUUUGUCUAAGUUUUCUGUUCGGAUGACUCUGGGAGACAAUGGUAGACAGGAUAGUCAAAUAGAUGCUGGAAAAGAAGCAACUAAAUGUCAUCAUCAAUGCCUUAAGGUGGUGGAAUUGGUUGGGUUUGUUGGGAGUAGCAGCAGCGAAGUUGAUCUUGUUUUUCACAUACUUGAGGUUACCGCAUCACUCGAGAAGAUAAUUAUUGAUCCACGUCCUGUGUUGUAUCAGUUUUAUGCCAAAUAUUCAGAGCAAGUCAGGACAAUGGAAGCUGCUAGAGAGCGUGCCAGGCAGCUUAAAACAAGAUUACCUGCAGCAGUUGAAUUAGUGAUACUUUAGUUAAAUAAAAAAUCCCAGUCCUAUGUCUACUUGUAGGGAGGGUAACUAUUUCUAGUGAUUAUUUUUUCUUCUUCUCAUGUUAUUCAUCAUCUAAAAGGUUUGGAACUUUAUCUGCGGGAUACAAUUGAAAGUAAAGCUAAGCUUCUAUGACUGGCUUUGGAAAGUUUGUGUUGGAUUAUUAUACCCUUAAUGGAAAUUAUUAAAUUUCUUCUUCA